AUGGCUCCUUGUUGUCGCCACCGCGCCAACUCCGCCAUCGCCUUCCGCUCUUCCCACUUAGCUGUCGCCGCCACGAUUCCCUCUCGAAGCGCCCUCGCCUCUAGGAGACGACCGCUCCGCGCACCGCUCGCGCUGGCCCUCGGCGCUCUUCACUCCCUCGCUCUCAACUUCUUCGCUCUCCUCUGCCUUGUUCUGCUCGCCGUCUCCCCUCUCGCCUCCGCUCGCUCCCUCGACAAUGCGCCGCCAGCUUAUCCCCCUACACCUGAUCCCAUCUUUGAGUCGACUCAAAAGCCUGUGCAGCCGUCUUUUGAGACAUCUCAAAAGCUGUCUCCAUACCCAAUCUUCACUUUUUUACACCCUUUUCCUCCACCUCCCGUUGCCCCUUACCCUUCCCUUUCUCCCUUCCCCGUUCUCCCUUUCUGCUUCUUCCUUCUCCCUCCCUCCUUCGCCCUUCUCCCUUCCCACUCCCCCCUUCCCACUUCCCCUUUCUCCCUUUCUACUUCCCCUUUCUCCCUUUCUACUUCCCCUUUCUCCCUUUCUACUUCCCCUUUCUCCCUUUCUACUUCCCCUUUCUCCCUUCCUUCUUCCCCCUUCCCCCUUCCCCCUUCCCCACACACAACCGCAGCCCCCUCUCCGCCCCCUCCCAAGGGGGGCUACGACUACCCCUGUCUAUGGAAGGACGUCUCCAAUCCUCACCUCUCCACACCCCUCUAUACCUCUCCACACCUUCCCCACACAGCUGCGGUCCCCCCUCCCUCCCCUCCCUCUGGCGGCUACGACUACACCUGCCUAUGGAAGGACGUGUCGAAGACCAACUGCAGCGACAAGAGCGUCGGGCCGUGGGGCAUCCUCACCUUCAUCGUGCUCCUCGACGUCUCGAAGACCAACUGCAGCGACAAGAGCAUCAGGCCGUGGGGCAUCCUCACCUUCCCAACACUCAGCUGUUGCCCCUUCCCCUUCUCCCUUCCCCCUUCCCUACACGCAGCGGCGGUCCCCCCGCCACCCCCUCCCUCGCCUCCCUCUGGCGGCUACGACUACACGUGUCUGUGGAAGGACGUCUCGAAGACCAACUGCAGCGACAAGAGCAUCGGGCCGUGGGGCAUCCUCACCUUCAUCCUCCACCUUACCAUGCCAAACGAGGAAUCAGGAGGAGAAGCACCUGCUUCUCCUCGCAAUGGACUUUCUGUGCUCGGGGUUUUCCCCCGGCUGGGCAAAGCCUAUGCCACUCCUGUCCAAGAACCUCCUCGCCCCGAAUCACCAGUCCGUUCAGUCGGCAUGGUGUAUGCGUGGGAGGCACCGAACUCGCCGACUGCCUGGGAGCCACACCCGUCCGUGACAUUGGUGCCUGGUGGUGACGAGGGCCCUUCAAACGGAGGCGAGAGCACUCCGUCAACGGUCAACAGCGCUCCAGCUAAGCGUGCUCGAACCGGUGGUGUGAAAUACACCCAGCAGCUCCUGUGGGGUGCAAAGCCUCCACGCAAACCACCAAGUCCUCCACGUGUACCUCCGCCAGUGGAGGCUGAGGAGCUACCCCAAUCGGAUGCGGACACUGAUGAAGCUCUGGCGGUGAAAGAUGCUGCGACUGCCGUGAAGGAGCUCAACAUUGUCGACACCAUCGUGCGCGGGUUUGCCUCCCUUCUAUCCAACAGCAACGUCCAGCACGCGCGGUUCAUGAAUCUACAGCUCACCUUCUGUCAAACCAACCUGGAAGCCCAAGGCAUCCAUGCAGUUCGUUGGUUAUCUCGCGGGGAAGCCGUGUCUCGUCUUCUGGAAGUGCUCCCGGCUGCCAUUGUUUUGAUGAAAGACCAGUCGCCGACGAUGUACGAAGUGGCGACGUCAUUCAAGUUUCACUGGCUUCUGCGGCUCCUGGCGGACGUCCUGUUCGAGCUAAAUCAGCUCAACCUUCGGUUCCAGCAACGCCAGGUGGACGUGACUCUGGUGGCACACCUUGCAGAGCAGACGCGGAUGCGCCUCACCCAACGCUACCUCCGUGUCCCCGAGGGACACACAUUCGGUCAUGGCGACAAGAUGCAUUUGCCUGCCUUCAUUCGUGCACAUGGGAAGUUGGACCCGGACAAGCGGAAGAUGAAGGUGGAAGGGGUCGAUAGCGAUGGGACCCCAUCCUCUCAUGAGUUCGUGCUCCACGAGCGACCACUGGCCGAUGAAGACCCUGACGGUGAAGCGACGGCAGGUGACGCGACAGCAUGCUACGAGCUGUCGACCAAGUUUGUGCGGGAGGUUGUCAAGCAGCUUGAGAAGCGCCCAAGAGAUCUGUCUCACCUCAAUGGCUCGAAGCUGUUCCUGUCAUCGAAGUACCUACAAGAUGAUGACAAGCGUGUCGCGGCGUUCAAGCGCUGGCUGAAGCACCUCCAUGUGCUCUACCGCGAGUCCUUGCCAGGUUUGUGCGCUGUUGAUUAUGACAACUCUGUGCACACAUGA
Messenger RNA from Closterium sp. Naga37s-1, 2439 nucleotides. NCBI's taxonomy places the organism in Eukaryota, Viridiplantae, Streptophyta, Zygnematophyceae, Desmidiales, Closteriaceae. The record is from the annotation of a GenBank genome assembly.